Molecule: messenger RNA, 3860 nt
Organism: Anastrepha obliqua
Lineage: Eukaryota; Metazoa; Arthropoda; Insecta; Diptera; Tephritidae
Product: nardilysin
Exons: 9
Coding region: 237-3686 (1149 amino acids)
Biological process (GO): proteolysis
Molecular function (GO): metalloendopeptidase activity; metal ion binding
Source: RefSeq, a predicted model, not a curated record
GAAAACUCAUUAGAGUCAAAUAAUUUUUUUUUCCAAUGGAGGUUGUGGUAAAUUUGGUUAAGAAAAAUCCAAUAAAUUCUAAUUACACUUACGUUUGAAACAUUUUUUAUAAUAAAAAAAUUGUAAUAUUUGCAAAAUUUAAAAGACUCGCCAUAAAAGGAAAGUGAAGAGAGCGAUUCCUUUUAAAAGCGUGGGAAUCUUCAAUCGCUCCAGGAGGGAACCGAAGUAAUCAGUUUAUGUUAAUUCGAAAAUUCACGAAAUUUUUAGUAACACAGGCAUCUUUGGAACAUUGUGUAAAAUUUACACGUUUCUAUACGCAUUUAGCACCAACAACAUCAGUAUCGAAAAGAUCCUGUAAAUUUCUUAGGCAGAGCGUGGUAACACAUUGCUCAACACCCUCGCGGUCUGAAAUCUUUAGAAAUCGCUUUUCAACAAUAAACAUGGUAAAUACCGAAUCAUCUGUGACAUACCUGGAAAUUCCCGAUAAGUCGGAAAGCGACAAAAAACAUUACAAAGCACUGUUACUAAGCAAUGGUAUUCGUGCAUUGCUCGUGUCAGACCCAACACCGGUACCACAUUGCGGGCUAACAUCUUCAUCGUCAUCUUCCUCUUAUGAUUCCACUGGAGAUUCAUGUGCCGAAGAGAGCAGCAGUACCAGCAGCGAAGAUGAAGAGUCGAUGAGUACGUCUACAACAGACAAUGGGGAAAGUGAUUCAGAUUUAGAAUCAGAAGAAGGUGAUGAAAAGUUAGCAGCCUGUGCGUUGCUGGUGGAUGUUGGAUCGUUUACAGAACCAUUAGAAUAUCAAGGGCUGGCGCAUUUCCUGGAACAUAUGAUUUUUAUGGGUUCAGAAAAAUACCCAGCGGAAAAUGCAUUCGAUGCACAUAUAAAAAAAUGUGGUGGUUUCGACAAUGCUCACACUGAAUUCGAAGAAACAUGCUUUUAUUUUGAAGUAUCUGAAGAGCAUUUAGACAGCAGCAUGGACUACUUCUCGGCCUUACUGAAAGCGCCGUUGAUGAAAAAAGAAGCGAUGACGCGGGAACGCGAUUCUGUUGAAUCGGAGUUUCAACAGAUUGUACUCGACGAUGAAGUCCGGCGCGACCAGCUUGUAGCUGCCUACGCCACUCCAGGUUAUCCUCAUGCCACCUUUCCGUGGGGAAACCUCAAGACUCUUAAGGAUGGUAUAAGUGACGACGAGCUACACGAAAAGCUGCACGAAUUUCAAAAACGUCACUACAGCGCACAUCGUAUGUGUGUUUGUGUGCAGGCUCGGCUUCCCAUUGACGAACUAGAGCAAAUGGUUGUGAAACACUUCUCAGGCAUUCCUAGCAACGAUCUUCCGGGUAUCGAUCUGUCGCCGUAUAAUUACCGUGGUGCUUUCCGGAAUGAAUUUUUCGAAGAAGUGUUUUUUGUUAAGCCUGUGGAAAAUAUAUGCAAGUUGGAGCUCACAUGGAUACUGCCAUCAAUGAUAAAGAUGUACAAAACGAAACCAGAUCAAUUUAUAUCACAUUUGGUAGGAUACGAAGGAGAGGGUAGUCUUUGCGCCUAUUUGAGAAAGCGCUUAUGGGCAUUGGAACUCACUGCGGGCAUAGAUGAGAGUGGUUUUGAAUCAAAUUCUAUCUACUCCUCGUUUGUUAUCGGUAUAUAUUUGACUGAUCGUGGGUUCCAGCAUCUUGAUGAGGUACUUGCCGCGUGUUUUGCCUUCAUAAAAUUGUUUGCUGAUUGCGGUCCGUUUAAAGAUGCAUUUAUCGAGUUACAAAAAAUUGAGGCGACUAACUUCCGAUUUGAAUCUCAGCGGCCGGCCUUGGACAAUGUCGAAAAGUUGGCUGUAAAACUAAAAUAUUAUCCGCCAAAAGAUAUACUGACUGGCACUGAGUUAUAUUACGACUAUAAUGAAGAUCAUAUACAAGAUGUUGUCAAGCAUUUAAACGAGUUUAGAUUCAACAUAAUGAUCACCUCGCAACACAAAUAUGAAGGAAUAAUAUAUGACAGAAAGGAAAAAUGGUUCGGCACUGAAUACACAACUAUUAAAAUGCCAGAAAAGUGGCGUAACCUUUGGGAGAAAUCAGAGCCAAUUCCAGAGUUAUUCUUACCGAAGCCAAAUCGGUUUAUUUCAAAUGACUUCCGUUUGCUCUGGGAAGAAAAUGGCAAACCAGAAAUUCCUACUGCACCGAAGAAGAUACUCCAAUCGGAUAUCUGCGAAUUAUGGUUUAGACAGGACGACAAGUUUCUACUGCCCGAGGCGUACAUGUACUUUUAUUUCAUAUCGCCACUAUUACGUGUGGAUCCCAAAAACGAUGCCUUGUGUGCGCUCUAUGAGAGAUUGAUCAAAUUUCGGCUAAGUGAAGAAUUGUACCCAGCGUCGGUGGCAGGCCUGUCAUAUCAGUUUUACACUGCCGAGAAAGGAAUAAUAUUGAAGGUGAAUGGCUACAAUGAAAAACUACAUUUGCUGGUGGGCAUCAUAACAAAAGCUAUGGUGUCAAUGCGUGAUCAUAUCACGGCGGAUCAGUUCAAUAUAUUUAAAACGGAUCAAAAGAAAGCCUACUUCAAUUCGCUCAUCAAACCGCGCACGCUAAAUAAGGACAUCCGUCUAAGCAUUGUUGAGCAUAUUCGCUGGCCAAUGAUAACUAAAUAUAAAUGUUUAGAUAGCCUUAUACUGAAUGAUGUGUUAAAUUUCUCCGACGCAUACACUAGUGAACUCUACUUGCAGGCUCUGAUGCAGGGAAAUUUGACCGAGGAGUCGGCACAUAACGUCAUGAAUUCAGUGCUUACUACGCUUAACUGUCGGAACAUUAAGGAGACUAAAUACAUCGAGAAUCGUACCGUCCAGCUGCCUCAAGGUUCUCACUUUAUUCGCUGCCGCACUCUUAAUGAGAAGGAUGUAAAUACUGUUAUUUGCAAUUUCUACCAAAUCGGUCCGUGUUCACUUCGGGUCGAAAGCAUUUUAGAUCUGUUGAUGAUGUUUGUCGAGGAGCCAUUAUUCGAUACACUGCGUACGAAGGAACAGCUUGGGUACUAUGUAUCUGCUUCGGUGCGAAUGAACUACGGCAUAAUUGGCUAUUCCAUUGCGGUGAAUUCGCAGGAAACGAAGUUCAGCGCGUCACACGUUGAUGAGCGGAUUGAAGUGUUCCGCGGCAAAAUGCUGCAAAUACUGGAAGAGAUGACGCCGGAGGAUUUCGAUCAUGUCCGGGAAUCAUUAAUCAAAAUCAAGCAGGUUGUUGAUGUAUCCCUCGCUGAGGAAGUGGCCCACAAUUGGGAGGAAAUAACCUCAGAGGAAUACGUUUUCGAUCGGAGACGACGUGAGGUAGAGGUACUGCGUGCGCUGACCAAGCAGGACGUAAUCGAUUUUUGUUUGAGCAACGAGCGCACCAAUCUACGCAAAUUAUCUGUGCAGGUUAUUGGCAAUAAGGAUGCGGUGCGCGUUAAACGCUCACCAGUACUUGGCGAGGAGAACUCCAAUGACGAUAGCGGCGACAGCAGUGGGGAAGAAUCAGAAGUCGAUGAUGAAGAGCUAUUCAACGCAUUGGCGAACAAAUUGGAUGUGCGAUUCAUACCGAAAGACGGCGACGCUACGACAAUUAUAGACAUUAAAGAUUUCAAGGAAAAUUUGCAUGUUUAUCCGAUCACGAAAACCAAAUUGGAAAAUGGCACAGAGCGCACCCCAAUGGAGAUAAUAGAGGAAUGUUGAAAAUUGGCAUUGAUAUUGAUCAGACCGGAUAUAUUGACGGACUUAUGACACACAUAGUUUAAAAGAAAUGCUGUGCCAUUGAUUCGCGGUUACUAAUUUUAUUCGCUAUCGUUUAGAAAAAAAUUUAAGAAAUUUCAAUUCAAUAAAUAAAAACUUGGAAUUUUAUGCGCAUAA